This is a messenger RNA of Calliphora vicina (urban bluebottle blowfly), 2825 nucleotides long. RefSeq names its product protein eva-1-like. The record is from RefSeq and is a predicted model, not a curated record. The coding region runs from base 238 to 2820 and encodes 860 amino acids. NCBI's taxonomy places the organism in Eukaryota, Metazoa, Arthropoda, Insecta, Diptera, Calliphoridae. Gene Ontology annotation, molecular function: carbohydrate binding. The transcript is spliced from 11 exons.
GUACAACAAGAACAACAACUGCAACUAUCCCUGCAAAAAGAAAUCAUCACAACAAAAACAGCAUCAGCAACAACAAUACCACUACGCCAACAUCACCAACAUUGGGAAACAGCAGAGUAGAGCAAACGACAACAAUUGUACGAGCUUACAGCAUAUAGCAGUGGUGUUGUUGAUGUUGUUGGUUUCGUCUGUAACAACAACAGCAACAAUAGAUACAGCAAGAAUUGCGAGUGCAAUAUGGCGACAAAGUAUCAUCCCGGAAAGACAGUCCAACACUUGCUGCAUCACAACUGGCAUCAUAUGCUCCCCGUUUGGCUAACAUUUUGGAUAUUUUUUAUUUGUACUCUGAAUCCUGUCUUACCAGAAGUUAUUUACCGUGUGGAUCCUUUGGCUUUAUUGGCAGCUACACUUAGGACUUAUCAAAGGGCUGGCUGUGAUUCAGAACAACUGUCGCUCAGUUGUCCACGCGGUACCAGCAUCUCAAUUGAAUUGGCACAGUAUGGCCGAGCAGGAGAUUUGACCGACCACAGUCUUUGUCCACCAAUAUCCCCAGAAGAUUUAACCACUACAGGCAGCAGCAGUAGCAAUGGCAACAACAACAGCGGUGGCAUCAGUAGUUCUAAUACUGAUGGUAUCGCUGUUGGUAUUAUUGGUAGCAGCGGCAGUAGUACUGGUACCGAUGUCAUACAUAGUGGCACCCAAAUAGAAGUUAAGCCUCCGGAACUGUGUACUGUAAGCGGAUUACAGUAUACUCUGUUGCAAACUGUUGUCGACGCCUGCCAAAAGAAACGACAUUGUAAAUUCUCUGCCAACUCAAAACCUUUAGCGAAUGGAGAUCCAUGUGCAGGAAUACGGAAAUUUGUUGAGAUUGCAUAUAAAUGUCGUCCAUAUGAGUUUCGUUCGAAAGAAGCUUGUGAAAAUGACAAUAUGCCACUUGUAUGCAAUCCUUAUUCAAGGAUUGCAAUAUACAGUGCCUCCUUUGGCUACAUAGAACGCAAAAGUGUGCAAUGCCCGCAUAACAAUACACAAAAUGCUCCAGAUACAAAUACUAAACAGACCUGCCUGGUUUCAUAUGCCACGGAGACUGUUAUGCAAAUUUGUCACGGACGACGACGAUGUUCUAUAACUGCGGAUGCUGGUACUUUCGGCAGACCCUGCAAAAAUGACAUACCCAUGCAUUUAAAGGUCGUUUAUACUUGCAUACCGCGUAAAGUACUUAAGGAUCGCUAUGAAACCGCACCAGAACCAGAUGAGCCGCAGCAAAGUGAGUUGGAUUUAGAUCAAGAUGAACUCUACGAUGAGGAUCAAUUCUACAAGGAAGGCGAGGCCAUACCACAGGCACCUAAACUGCAGGGUGCCAUACCAAAUGCCGGCUUUCCCUAUGAUUUUAAUAUGCGUUCCAGUGAGCCCACAACUACCCUAAUGCCAUCCAUACUUUCACGCAACGACAAUUCUUUGGAAGGUAGACAUGAUGACGAUAAUAAUGAUGAUAAUGGUGGUCAUGAUGUUAAUGUUAACGUUGAUGAUGAUGAUGAUGUCGAAACAUCAUUAUUCAAUAAAAUUAACUCAAUUCACGAACUGUCAAAAAUAUUCUUCAAUAAUGAAUUAGAUUCUCCAGCAACUACAACAAAUUCCUCAUCAACGACGACCUCAAAUACUGAGAAUUUUCAUACUGAUGAGGGAAACGGCAAUGAUGUGGAUGAUGAUGGUGAUGAAUUGUCAAUUUCUCCUCAUUACAUUUAUCGCAAAAGGUGUCAAAUGGAGGAUGACUGGGGCACAAUUGGUUUGAAUUGCACUAAUGAUGACAUCAUCACAGAGCGUGUUGUCGUCAUUGGUUUCCUUGUCAACUGGAUUAAUGCUUUUAUCCACAUUAAAAAAAAUCAGGAGCAAUUCUAUCUGUAUUUAAUCAUAUCUGUCGCUGUCGGGAUGUUGCUGUGUCUGACUCUCGUAAUUGGUCGACUGACCCUCCAGCGAAGGCGUUCUUGCCGCAAAAAUAGUCUAUCGAGCUGUAGCAACAACGAGAAAAAUAACAGUGAUAAAAUGGGCAGUACUGGCGUUAUUGGUGGCGGCGGCGGUGUGGUCGUUGCUGGUGAUAAUAAUAAAUUUCAACACGAGCCAACAGCACGUGAUACACAAAGCGGCUCCUUUGCAGAUGAUAUAUCUGACAUUGAUGCAGACAUUGACUUGACUAGUCCAAUGCCAGUGCCAAGUCUUUCAACAAGAAAUGAGACCUACAUGACAUAUGCUCCAAUACCAAAUUGUACAUACGGCUCAUUGGGCGACCAUUCAUCUACAAAUUAUGGGACAGCAACAACGAUGCUCAUGCCUUCAACAUCUCAACACAAUAGUUUAAUGAUGCCCGCAGGACACAAUAGCAAUAACAGCAGUGGCAAGCCAAUAGGCUGUCCAACAGUGGUCGGAAGUAGACAAACAACGCCACCUCCACCUGGCUCACUUUACACUAGCAUGGGAGUCUGUUCUCCAUCCGUUAGCGGGACAAUGACAAUGGGUCCCCACAUUCUUACACCCUCAAUUUUAAGUACAACAUCAAAUCAAAGUAUGGGUGGACCUUCAUAUUUGAGCGGAACUAUAAUGGUGCCAGGGCAUCAUCAUUCACAUACUGGAACAUUACGAAGACAAUUGAUACCCACAAGCAUGGGAAUGAUGAGUACACCUCAGUCAUCUUUAGUAGGUGGCAAUACGGGGCCACAUUCAAUGGUGGGGGUACCGACAUCAUCUAGUGUGUACUAUGACAGCACAAUACCACGACAUCUUAACCGGGGAGUGUCGGCAGACAAUACCCAAUACUUUUACGGAUGACAUUC